AUCAGGAGAGGACUACGGCGGCCACACCCACGUUUGUCGAUCCAGAUCAUUCCCUACACCACCAGUCGCCUUCCUCGGCCAAGAUAUACUAAAGCCAUCACCCAAGCCUUUUCCUUUUCUUCUACACGUCCAAAGCACCACUCCCGUUCCAAGUAG
Messenger RNA from Bipolaris oryzae ATCC 44560, 156 nucleotides. RefSeq lists its product as uncharacterized. The transcript has a single exon. NCBI's taxonomy places the organism in Eukaryota, Fungi, Ascomycota, Dothideomycetes, Pleosporales, Pleosporaceae. The annotation marks the transcript as partial. The record is from RefSeq and is a predicted model, not a curated record.